GCCGAGUUAUAAUAAGAUAAAUACAUCUCUACAAAGUCAUUAUAAAGAUUAGAAAUGUCUUCCAAUAAAUCAUAAUAGAACAUCACUCUUCUUCAAAAAGAGACAAGCCACAACAACAAACAUGACAACUGAAAUCAAGAGACAAAUAGCCUCUGUCCUCGACAAACUCAACUCCAUCGAAGAUCUCACAUGGAACGAAGAAAACUGGAGGCGAUUCAUGAAGCUCCACUGGCAUUCACGCGAGACGAUCACUAUCAACAACAGAUUCAAUGUCACUCCAGAAGAGUUUGAGCAGUGGCAGAGUCAACUGGGUCGGUGUGGUAAAGAGCAUGCUGAAUAUGAACCACAGACAGGAAAAAUCACCUUCAAGCCGGAUCAUUGUCCGGUGAGAAGGACGAUUCGUGCAGUUAUGAAUCAGUGGCUCUGUGAGUUGGAGCUUCGCUUGAGAAGAAUGAUUCUGUGUAUGGAAUUGGUUAGGUAUAUAGCUCUUUUUUUUUUUUUCUUUUUGCUGAUGAUUGAAAAACAAACAGACGGAUUUCGAUUAUCCGGCCAACAUGAAGGAUGUUUCCGAACCACAGACCUGCAUCUCAGACGGGGAGACCAGAAGUAUCCUACUGUUGUCGUCGAAAUCGCAUUUGCAGAACCAACGGAAACGCUCUUCCAGCGCGCGAAAAUGUGGCUUGACGGCACCAACGGCACCACUCAACUCGUCAUGCUCUUCGACAUCAAAGAGGGACGACCACCUAGCAGAAAAUCCAAAUACGUCAAGCAAGGAAACCAGACAUGGAAUCUCACCGAUGAACAACUCACAUCGAUGUUCCCCGCAUUCUGGCCCCUUUACCACUACAUCAUCUCCUGGUAUUAUCAGAAGAAAAUCUCGCUCACUGGUCGGUUCAGUGUAGAUAUGUACCUUUGGGGCAGCGACAUGCCGGAACCAGAUAAGAUCUGGGGCUGCGUGUCUGGUGACCACAACCAACCCCCGGUUGAAGAUCGCCAUAAUGGGAUAGGGACGGCAUCGAAGUUUUGUUUUUACGGAAUGAGUAUCCCGUUUCCGAUUGAGGUACUACAGCGUGAGAUUAACAAGGGUAUUAAGUUCAAGGCUUUUGAACGUGCUGCUGAUUUCGCGGUUGAGAAGUUGAGGGAGUUGAAUCUGCCAUUCGGUGGGUAUUUGAGGAGAGUGGAGGGUUGAUUGUUCGUGUGACUUAAGUACAGGAUUGGGGUUCUUUGCUAGAAUUUUGACUGAUUGGCUGCCAAAUUGAAUAAUAAUAGCAGUAGCUAUGGACGCAUACAUAGGCCUGGAAUAAUACCUGUCUAGUC
Molecule: messenger RNA, 1317 nt
Organism: Paecilomyces variotii
Lineage: Eukaryota; Fungi; Ascomycota; Eurotiomycetes; Eurotiales; Thermoascaceae
Exons: 2
Coding region: 122-1189 (355 amino acids)
Source: RefSeq, a predicted model, not a curated record